This is a messenger RNA of Nicotiana tabacum (common tobacco), 1095 nucleotides long. RefSeq lists its product as uncharacterized. The record is from RefSeq and is a predicted model, not a curated record. NCBI's taxonomy places the organism in Eukaryota, Viridiplantae, Streptophyta, Magnoliopsida, Solanales, Solanaceae.
CCCUCACUCUCAAAAAACGGAAACACACACAAGCACACAAAAUAGCUAAGAAUUCAAUUUUGAAAAAUUCAAAUUGAGAUUUGAGAUACAAAAUUUAAAGAAAAAGGGGAAUCACACAGCGGAUGGAAAGGCUCUUCUUCUGCAUUCAUAUUUCUGGGUUUUCAAAAUGUAUCUAGCUCAAGUUUGAUGCUAUAUUGCUGUUUGUUUAUUAGUAGCUGAGCUCCAUCUACGGUUUUCUGACCUUUAUUUGGUCCAAAUCUCAGUUCUCUUUACUUCUUCCAGGUUCCACCAUCUUUGCACACUGGUGUGAGGGUUUUGAACAUAAACCUCGAACAGUAGCCGGGCGAGGAAAACAUUUGCUGAAUCUAAAUGCACGUACAAGUAAAAGCUUAAUCCACCAGGAGUCACAAAAAUGGCGUGGAGGCAAAUUCUAUUUUUCAACAGAAGAUUAAUCUCAGCACCUUCAAACUCGUCGGUGCCAACUGGGUUCGUUAGCUUUUCCUCCAAAUCCAAUCCUUACAUAGUGAAGGUAGGGAUACCAGAGUUCUUGAAUGGAGUGGGGAAGGGAGUAGAGACUCACGUUGAGAAGCUAGAAUCUGAGAUUGGAGAUUUCUCGAAGCUUCUUGUUACUCGCACUCUUAAGCUCAAGAAACUUGGCAUCCCUUGUAAACAUAGGAAGCUGAUAUUGAAGUACACUCACAAAUAUAGGCUGGGACUUUGGAGGCCCAGAGCUGAGCCUGUGAAAGCCUAAUAAAUCAUUUGGUUGUGGUCCUUUUCAUGAAGAAAAACAUUCCGCUCGUGUGUUCUUGAACUUUCUUGGAUGGAAAUUGUUCACAAGGCAGCCAACUGCAUCAAGGGGAUAUUGCCCAUGUUAGGAACUGUUUUGGAUCAGUAAAGUGAGAAUUAGGGAUUUGCAUUAUAAACAUACACUAAUAACAAAUGCCCUCUUUAUUUUACUUCUAUCAAGACUUGUUAAUUAACUAUUGGAUUCGUCCCCUAUCAUGUUUGCUUUUCACACAAAUUAAGCAAACUGGAACAUUUUGUCCUUCAGCAUUGUCCUUUUACAAUUAAUCAGUAUCAGACAUUCAUGUUUUA